GAUAUUGCAGGAUUAUGUUUCCUUCAAAAGAUAGUAAUAUGAUGGAUUAUAUGGCCGAAAUUAAUCGUUUAUUUCCGAAAACAAAUGAAAAUGAUCUGCAACCAACAAAUAUAUUCAACAGUACUUCUUCACAAUCUCCAAUUCAUUCAACAUUCGCCAACCGAUCUUCAAGUUCUGCAGAUUCCACAUCACCAGAAUCUUAUCCUGACUUUUUCACAUCAUUUCAACGAACAUCUGACCUUUAUAGUCUCAGAUCAGAAACUCCCGAACAUAGUUUACAUCCUUUAAGUAUCCGGCCUCAACGGCCAAUUGUAGGUAGAAAGAUCUUAGGUAAUACAGAAUAUUCUAGACCUUUACCUAACAAAAACAUUGAUAAUGAAUUUCUAAUAUCUAAUUCCUGGAUUGAUGAUUUUAGUCUUCCUAAAUCUACAAUAUUUGACAAAAGCAACCAAAUGCGUAAUUAUGAGUUGUUUCCUACAGAUAAAUCUCCGACAACAUCUUUCAUUGCCCCAACGCCAAAUUUGUCACCUGUAACUUCAAUUUCACCAGUCAAAUCUAACUUUUCAACGGCUACCUUUUCGCCAGGCAAAUCUAAUCUCACAACAGCUACCUUUGCGCCAAUUGAUUCCAACCUUUCGUAUGCUAAUUUUUCACCGAUGAGAUCUAAUAUUUCAGCCAGUUCAAACUUUUCAUUGUCAUCUAGUAUGAUGGAUUCUAAAACAUCUUCACCUAUGUUAAUACCUAAUUAUACCCCAAGCUAUACAAUACCACAAAUGUCAGAUUUCACACCACCUGGAUAUUCUGGGGCUGGUACUUCGAAGAUUGAUGAAAUUGCCGCACAGAAAAUGUGUAAAUUCUGCCGAAGAAAUGGGGAGACUCCAUUAGUUUAUAUGACACAUUGUGUUAAAGAAAGAAUCGGAAAAAAACAUAUAGUGACAUGUCCUAUUUUGAGGUCACAUGUUUGCUCUGCUUGUGGAGCGACUGGGGACUAUGCACAUACUAUUACAUAUUGUCCGUUAGUACGAAGCAGUAACAACGGCAAACGUCUGGAAUCAACAACUAUUACAUUGAAGAAUACCAGAAUUAAGAGCAACGGAAAGAGACGUUAUUAA
Molecule: messenger RNA, 1112 nt
Organism: Papilio machaon (common yellow swallowtail)
Lineage: Eukaryota; Metazoa; Arthropoda; Insecta; Lepidoptera; Papilionidae
Exons: 3
Coding region: 15-1112 (365 amino acids)
Biological process (GO): oogenesis; negative regulation of translation
Cellular component (GO): perinuclear region of cytoplasm
Molecular function (GO): zinc ion binding; mRNA binding
Source: RefSeq, a predicted model, not a curated record